Penicillium brasilianum is the source of this 354-nucleotide messenger RNA. The record is from the annotation of a GenBank genome assembly. Lineage: Eukaryota; Fungi; Ascomycota; Eurotiomycetes; Eurotiales; Aspergillaceae.
AUGAAGUUUCAGCAGUUUAUGAGUGCUGCAGCUCUUGUGGGCCAUGCUAGUGCCUUUUAUGGCAAGUUGGCUGCCUCCGGUUAUGAAGCCAACGAGGGUGGUACCUUCCAAAUCAUCUACCUAACCGACUACAAUACCGGCUCAACCUAUUCAGGAACCCUUCAUGGAGGCUUCAAUUCCUGUACCAGCAAUGAAUGUUCAGUUGGGUUCUCUGAGACAAGCCCUGGUGGCUACGAGUUUAGUGCCAAGUUGUGGCGGACAAGCGACGGUUGCCACAACAUUGACUUUGAGGGAGGUCUGAAUUCUCACCAUGGCUAUUGCUGCGGCUCUCUGCCCUGUGACAUCAAUGCCUAA